AUGUCAUUUAGGUUCAACGAAGAAGUAUUCGGCGACAACUCUUUCAAUGAACGAAUACGGGAAAAGUUAUCAACGGCAUUGAACUCGCCAUCCAAGAAGAAGCUGGAUAUCUUGAAAAGCGGAAUAACGGUGCAGAAGGUAGAUUUCCCCACAACACCGCAACUAGAGAUUCUGGACCUUGAUAUCAUCACGCAGCCUAAGUCGCUGGCUAAGGGUAUCUGCAAGAUCUCCUGCAAGGACGCUAUGUUGCGGAUUCAGACAGUUAUAGAGUCGAAUCUCUUAUUAAUUAAUGAACAGGACACCCCCGCUUUCACGAUGCCACGGCUGAUCAACAACGGAUCGUUCACGAUCCCUAUAACGAUGACGUUCAGCGCCAUCGAGCUGGAAGCAAUCACGAACAUUUUUGUCAAGAACCCUGGAAUUGGAAUCUCGUUUAAUGAUGUGGACCUGGAUUUCAAGUUCGAUUGUUCUAUAAAAAUUCUGCAAAGUACCAUCGAGAGAAGGUUGAAGGAGUCCAUGCACGUCGUGUUCAAAGACGUUCUUCCCUCUUUAAUCUUCAACACAUCACAGAAUUGGUUCACUAAUCACGGCGAAGGCACUAGCACUAUCCCCAGUAAAAAAGACCAUCAUCGCUUGCAGACUACGAUGUCUAGAAAUGUGAUCUUGGACGGGUCCGAUUUCCAGGAGCUUUCGCCAAUAAACAUGCUGCGUCUUUCGAGUAUCGUUUCAUCCAGGUCUACACUUUCACUGCACUCCAGUGUGAUGAAUUCCCUUUCUGCUAUACCAGGGUGUCUGGAAAGGCAAAACUUGUACCGUUUCAUAUCAAGGAUGCCGUCGCUAAAUAAUCACUACUCUUCGCCAUCGUUGCUACCACCCAAAUCGUCGAAUGUAUCGACGGAACAGUUGGUGAUGCCAUUUUACUGUUCUCACAAUCUAUUACCCAAGGCAGUGCUGGAUUCGAGCAAGUAUGAUUUGCCCACUAUAACUAAAAUUCAGUCUCGUCUCUUUGAUAGGAGUAAUAGUAACGACGACAACGCUAAUCCAAGAAGAAGAAAGAUCAAAUAUAAGAGGACCCGGUCGCCCCUAAUUCCGCAACCACAAGAGGAGCAAGAUGUGAGCGACAGCACGGCCUUAGUCGAAACAGAAACGCCUACACCGAUUUCAACACCAGUGCCUAAGCCUGAAGAGCAAUCUCCGCCAUAUUUGAAAACGACGGUAUCGAUACGGGACAAAUAUGUUAUACCGGAAAAAAUAACGUUAAAUUCCGACACCAAAAAGGAAUCGCCUAAAAUGAAGAAACCAUUUUACUUCAUAGGUUUGAAUUCGCAAGAUUCGUCAAAUAACUGGAAGUGCGGUAUGGAGGAGAGUCCUCCGCCAUAUCAUUAG
This is a messenger RNA of Saccharomyces kudriavzevii IFO 1802, 1386 nucleotides long. It is a transcript of the gene MDM34, whose product is annotated as ERMES complex subunit MDM34. The transcript has a single exon. Bases 1 to 1386 code for a protein of 461 amino acids. The record is from RefSeq and is a predicted model, not a curated record. Gene Ontology annotation, cellular component: ERMES complex. Gene Ontology annotation, molecular function: lipid binding. Gene Ontology annotation, biological process: mitochondrion organization; phospholipid transport. Lineage: Eukaryota; Fungi; Ascomycota; Saccharomycetes; Saccharomycetales; Saccharomycetaceae.